CGAGCCAAUCCGCUUGCAGCCAGCCAUGAGCGCACGCUUGACCCGCUCCAAGGACCUGACGACGAUGGGCGCCGCCUCGUUGGCGACCGUGGUCGCCCUGCUGCUGGGCCUGCUCGCGCGGCCGUCCGAGUGCGCCCGCGCCUUCUUCGUGUUCGGCGACUCGCUGGUGGACAACGGCAACAACAACUACCUCAUGACCACGGCCCGCGCCGACUCGCCGCCGUACGGGAUCGACUUCCCGACGCACCGCGCCACCGGCCGCUUCUCCAACGGCAAGAACAUCCCCGACAUCAUCAGCGAGCACCUCGGCGCGGAGCCGACGCUGCCGUACCUGAGCCCCGAGCUCCGCGGGCAGAAGCUGCUCGUCGGCGCCAACUUCGCGUCGGCCGGCGUCGGGAUCCUGAACGACACCGGCAUCCAGUUCGUGGACAUCCUGCGGAUGAGCCGCCAGCUGCGCUACUUCGGCGAGUACCAGCGCCGGCUCCGCGCGCUCGUGGGCGCCGCCCGGGCGCGGCAGCUGGUGCGCCGCUCCCUCACGCUCAUCACCCUCGGCGGCAACGACUUCGUCAACAACUACUACCUCGUCCCCUUCUCCCUGCGCUCCCGCCAGUUCGCGCUCCCGGACUACGUCCGCUACCUCGUCUCCGAGUACAAGAAGAUCCUCAUCAGGCUGUACGCGAUGGGUUGCCGGCGCGUGCUGGUGACGGGCACGGGGCCCCUGGGGUGCGCGCCGGCGAUCCUGGCGCAGCGGAGCCGGAACGGCGAGUGCGCGGCGGAGCUGAUGCGCGCGGCGUCGCUGUUCAACCCGCUGCUGGCGCGGGCGCUGGAGGGGCUGAACCGCCGGUACGGGGCCGGCACGUUCGUGGCGGCGAACGCGUUCCGCGUCCACUUCGACUUCGUGAGCGACCCGGCCGCGUACGGGUUCGCGACGGCCAAGGACGCGUGCUGCGGGCAGGGCCCCCACAACGGGCUGGGGCUGUGCACGCCGGCGUCCAGCCUGUGCGCCGACCGGGCCCGCUACGUGUUCUGGGACCCGUACCACCCCACGGAGCGCGCCAACCGGAUCAUCGUCAGCCAGUUCAUGCGCGGCUCGCUCGACUACGUCAGCCCCAUGAACCUCAGCACCAUCCUCGAGAUGGACGCCAGGCUCGGCGCCUGAUCCCUCGGCUGGCUGAAGAGAAGCAGGAGCAGAUGACAUGCCAGCCCAAGAAUUGGAAUGAGAAGUCGUGAAUAAAAUCCGAAGAGUUCGUUGCUUGGCUUGUCUGCUUGCAGCUUAUUUUGGUUUAUUCUUUCUCACGAAACAUUAUUGAAUCAGCCGAAUAGGAUAUGCAAUGAAAAAUAAUUAAACACAAUUCGUAGCUUGAGACCGA
Molecule: messenger RNA, 1370 nt
Organism: Panicum virgatum (switchgrass)
Lineage: Eukaryota; Viridiplantae; Streptophyta; Magnoliopsida; Poales; Poaceae
Product: GDSL esterase/lipase At5g33370-like
Exons: 3
Coding region: 26-1159 (377 amino acids)
Molecular function (GO): hydrolase activity, acting on ester bonds
Source: RefSeq, a predicted model, not a curated record